Molecule: messenger RNA, 348 nt
Organism: Paramuricea clavata
Lineage: Eukaryota; Metazoa; Cnidaria; Anthozoa; Malacalcyonacea; Plexauridae
Source: the annotation of a GenBank genome assembly
AUGGAAGAACUCGUGGAAUUCGCGGAGCACGUAAAAGUAAAUACUGAAGGGUUAAGAAAAAUUCAAUUAUCAAAGGGAGUUCGUCAGAAAAUCGAAGCAAAUCUGGAGAAAUCGGGUGACAAGAAAGCUUUACUUGAGGGCUAUAUUACGAUGGUGACAUCCGAGCCACUCCCAUUAGAAACUCCAGAUGAAACAAGUGAGCAAACGCAGGAAAAUGAGGACGGAGUACAAACGAGUAAAACUGAUUCGGAAACUGUCUCAAACCCCUCAAAAGAUCUGGUUUCUAAAUUAAAUGUUGAUUUGGUAAAAGCACUAUACAACGAUUACGUGCCAAUGGAGUUAAGUUAA